UUAUGCUUUAUAAAUUUAAAUUCCAUGACAAACCCAAUUUACAUUUCGACUUUGUGCUUUCCUUUCUUUUCGUCGUCAAGCUUCUGUAAUGGAACCUUCUUCCCCAAGAAAGCCUCACUUAUCUUCUCUACCUUUAGAUUCUGAAAACAAAGCCACUGAAUUCCACCCUUUCUCCACUUCACCACCUCACAUGCUCGCCUUUCACCUCGCAUGGCUCUCCUUGUUCUCUUGUUUCUUUUCCGCUUUCUCAAUCCCUCCCCUCAUACCUAUCAUGCGCCAAAACCUCAACCUUUCGGCCGCCGACAUUGGCGCCGCCGGUACUGCCGCUUUCAUCGGUUCCAUCUUUUCCCGCCUCGCUAUGGGACCUGUAUGUGACCUCGUUGGCCCACGUAUAGCCUCCGCCGCUCUCUCCCUCAUCACCGCCCCAAUAGUUUUAGCCACCGCUUUUAUUUCUUCCCCGACUUCUUUCAUCCUCGUUCGUUUCCUCAUCGGAUUUUGUUUAGCCAACUUUGUAGCUAACCAGUUCUGGAUGAGUUCAUUGUUCUCCACAUCCGUCGUCGGCCUCGCUAACGGGUUCGCCGCCGGUUGGGCUAACAUGGGAGCUGGGGUUGCUCAAUUAACCAUGCCCCUCUUAUACUCCUUCGUCAAAUCCUUUAACGUACCGGAAAACACCGCAUGGCGAGUCAUUUUUGUUGUUCCGGCGACUUUCCAAGCUUUAACAGCCAUAAUGGUCUUAAUUUACGGCCAAGAACUGCCAUGCAAGGACUCCAUAAAGGUUUCUAAAAUUUCAAACAAGCCAAAGGAGAGUUUUUUACGACUUCUAUUCAAUGGGUUGAUGAACUAUAGAGGGUGGAUAUUGGGUUUAAUCUAUGGCUGCUGUUUUGGGGUAGAAAUGACAAUGGAUAAUAUAGUAGCACAGUACUUUUACUACCGAUUUGGAGUGAAUUUAGAGGUUGCAGGGACGAUUGCGGCUUGUUUUGGGCUGACGAAUUGGUUUGCACGGCCGCUGGGUGGGAUUGUGUCAGAUCAGAUGGCGAAGCUGUUCGGGGUUAGAGGCAGACUUUGGGGGUUGUGGGCGGUGCUGACGGUGGCAGGUUUGCUUUGUGUAUUAAUGGGACGAGCUAACUCGGUGGGUGGCUCCAUUGGUGUGAUGUGUAUGUUCUCGGUGUUUGUUCAAGCUGCUUCUGGCCUUACGUUUGGCAUUGUCCCUUUCGUUUCCAAAAGGUCAUUGGGAGUGAUAUCAGGGAUGACAGGGAGUGGAGGGACAGUGGGAGCUGUUGUAACACAGAUGCUAUUGUUUUCGGGUGAUAAAUUUUCAACACAAACAAGCAUUUCUGUAAUGGGGCUUAUGAUGAUCAUUUGCACACUUCCAAUCUCUUUAAUCUAUUUUCCUCAAUGGGGAGGUAUGUUUUGCACUCCCAAUGAAACUUCAAUAGAUGAAGAAGAUUAUAGCUUGCUGGUUUAAGAUUUACAACCAACUGUGAGAUAGUAAGGGAAAUGCAAAACUAUUUAUCAAUUCUCUCCUAUUUGUAAUAUAUUGCAUUGUAAUAUAUAUAUAUAUAUAUAUAUGGUUUUAAGAAAUAUUUCUUCAAA
Messenger RNA from Gossypium arboreum, 1593 nucleotides. Its product is annotated as high affinity nitrate transporter 2.7. The coding region runs from base 89 to 1465 and encodes 458 amino acids. Gene Ontology annotation, biological process: transmembrane transport. The record is from RefSeq and is a predicted model, not a curated record. Gene Ontology annotation, molecular function: nitrate transmembrane transporter activity. Lineage: Eukaryota; Viridiplantae; Streptophyta; Magnoliopsida; Malvales; Malvaceae. The transcript is spliced from 4 exons.